AUGGGUACGCCGACAAACCCAUACUCGGCCCAUUCGCCGCGGGAAAGCGAAAGCAGCUAUUUCUCCCACACGUCUCCCCCCCAUGGUCUCCAAACUUACCACUCCGAGCAACAUGAGCACGACGAGCAGGAACAGUCUCUGCUGGAGCGCAACAAUUCCAGUCACUACGGCACGCCCUUCGAUGAUCCUGCCGUGUCGACAGACUCCAUCCGUCGCUACACUCUGCACGACGACGGUCCAGCGGUCUUCGCCGCGCCCCCUUACCAAGAAUCCGAAGCCGCUUCCGAAAACACCUUCCGUGCCCGGAGCAAUGGCGACAAGGCUUCCCGUGAAGGGAGUCGCGCGGGUGCCCUGCGCCGUUACGGAACGAGAAAGAUCAACCUGGUGCAAGGUUCCGUCCUGAGUAUCGACUACCCGGUGCCGAGUGCCAUUCAGAACGCCAUCCAGCCCCAAUACCGGGAUGCGGAGGAGGCCUUCUCCGAAGAAUUCACACACAUGAGAUACACGGCCGCCACUUGUGACCCCGACGAGUUCACUCUGCGCAACGGUUACAAUCUCCGGCCGGCUAUCUAUAACCGGCAUACCGAGUUGCUGAUCGCCAUCACCUACUACAACGAAGAUAAGGUCUUGACCGCGCGUACCCUUCACGGUGUCAUGCAGAACAUCCGUGACAUUGUCAACUUGAAGAAAUCCGAGUUCUGGAACAAGGGUGGCCCUGCUUGGCAGAAGAUCGUGGUCUGUUUGGUUUUCGAUGGUAUUGAGCCAUGCGACAAAAACACACUGGAUGUGUUGGCGACGAUUGGUAUCUACCAGGAUGGAGUCAUGAAGAAGGACGUUGACGGGCGGGAAACCGUCGCCCACGUUUUUGAAUAUACUACCCAAUUGUCCGUCACUCCGACGCAGCAGUUGAUUCGGCCCCAGGGCAAUGAGUCGACCAACUUCCCCCCGGUGCAGAUGAUCUUCUGUCUCAAGCAGAAGAAUAGCAAGAAGAUCAACUCCCACCGUUGGCUGUUCAACGCCUUCAGUCGUAUCUUGAACCCGGAAGUCGUCAUUCUGUUGGAUGCCGGUACCAAACCUGGUCAUAAAUCUCUGCUUGCUCUCUGGGAGGCCUUCUACAAUGACAAGACACUUGGUGGAGCCUGUGGUGAGAUCCAUGCAAUGCUGGGACAGGGCUGGCGCAAGGUCGUCAAUCCGCUAGUCGCUGCGCAGAACUUCGAGUACAAGAUCUCUAAUAUUCUCGAUAAACCCCUGGAAAGUGCAUUCGGUUACGUCAGUGUCUUGCCUGGUGCAUUCUCUGCCUAUCGGUAUCGUGCUAUCAUGGGCCGUCCGCUGGAGCAAUACUUCCACGGAGACCAUACGUUAUCAAAGCGUCUUGGAAAGAAGGGUAUUGACGGCAUGAAUAUCUUCAAGAAGAACAUGUUCUUGGCCGAGGAUCGUAUUCUCUGCUUCGAAUUGGUGGCCAAGGCUGGCUUCAAGUGGCAUCUCAGUUACGUCAAGGCGUCCAAGGGUGAGACCGAUGUUCCGGAAGGCGUGGCUGAAUUCAUCAGUCAAAGACGUCGUUGGCUGAACGGUUCUUUUGCCGCUGGUCUGUAUUCCAUCAUGCAUUUCGGUCGUAUCUACCGCAGUGGUCACAGUAUCAUUCGCAUGUUCUUCCUGCACAUUCAGAUGAUCUACAACGUGUGUCAACUGAUCAUGACCUGGUUCUCCCUUGCUUCUUACUGGCUCACUAGUUCCGUCAUCAUGGAUCUGGUGGGUACGCCGUCUACGAGUAACAAGAACAAGGGUUGGCCAUGGGGCAACGAUGCGUCGCCCAUUGUCAACAACUUCGUCAAAUACGGUUAUGUCUGGGUUCUUACGCUGCAGUUCAUCAUGGCUUUGGGUAAUCGGCCGAAGGGUGUCAAAAUUCCUUACAUUCUGUCCUACCUUUACUUCUCCCUCGUCCAGUUGUACGUCCUCAUCCUGUCGUUCUACCUGGUCGUGGGUGCCUUCAACGGUGGUAUGAUGGACUUCAACUUCGACGAAGGCGUUGGCACAUUCCUCUCCUCGUUCUUCAGCUCCAGCGGUGGUGGUAUCGUCCUGAUCGCCUUGGUCUCCACCUACGGAAUCUACAUCAUUGCGAGUGUCCUGUAUAUGGAUCCCUGGCACAUCAUCACCAGUUCCUGGGCCUACUUCCUGGGUAUGACGACCUCGAUCAACAUCCUGAUGGUCUACGCGUUCUGUAACUGGCACGACGUUUCAUGGGGUACCAAGGGUUCGGACAAAGCCGAGGCACUGCCUUCCGUGCAAACCAAGAAGGACGACGACAACAAGCAGAACUUCAUCGAGGAAAUCGACAAGCCGCAAGCUGAUAUCGACAGUCAGUUCGAGGCAACGGUGAAGCGGGCGUUGUCGCCGUGGAUUGAGCCAGAGGAAGAGGGCGGCAAGAGUCUGGACGAUGCGUACCGCAACUUCCGUACUGUGCUCGUGUGUCUGUGGGUGUUUAGUAACCUGCUCGUGACGCUGUUGAUCACCGCCACUGGAGUAGACAAGAUGUGUCUGACGAACACGUCCACCACCCGUACAUCCUGGUACUUCGAGGUCAUUCUGUGGAUCACGGCCGGUCUGUCGUUGUUCCGUUUCAUUGGCUCGCUGUGGUUCUUGGGCCGGUCGGGUAUUCUGUGCUGUGUGUCCCGGCGCUAA
Molecule: messenger RNA, 2679 nt
Organism: Aspergillus vadensis CBS 113365
Lineage: Eukaryota; Fungi; Ascomycota; Eurotiomycetes; Eurotiales; Aspergillaceae
Gene: chsC
Product: chitin synthase C
Exons: 5
Coding region: 1-2679 (892 amino acids)
Cellular component (GO): cell periphery; cell septum
Molecular function (GO): chitin synthase activity
Source: RefSeq, a predicted model, not a curated record